Molecule: messenger RNA, 996 nt
Organism: Cantharellus anzutake
Lineage: Eukaryota; Fungi; Basidiomycota; Agaricomycetes; Cantharellales; Hydnaceae
Product: Alpha/Beta hydrolase protein
Exons: 6
Coding region: 1-996 (331 amino acids)
Cellular component (GO): membrane
Molecular function (GO): lipase activity
Source: RefSeq, a predicted model, not a curated record
AUGGUACGCCUACAAUUCGUCUGUACCGUCCGUCCCCUCAAGUCCCCAUUUCCUCUUAACUUACAGGCAUUUGAACUCAACCCCUUCAAGGAGUCGUGGGUUGCUGGCCCCCAUGACACCGAAUUUUACACACGCACGUAUAAUAUCCAUCCAGCUUCAUCUCGCCCCCAGGCGCAUGUCAUCUAUGUGCAUGGACACACUGAACAUAUUGGAAGACAUGACCUCAUUUUUCCUCAGUGGAUUGCGAGGGGUGUCUCCGUCUUUGCUUUUGAUCAGAGGGGGUUUGGUCGAACAGCGAACGAUCGAUGGCACAACGGAGCAAGCAAGGGUGAGGAAUUGAGCGAAGCAGUGGUUGAGGAACGGUACUCCGUUUCGAGCUGGGAGCAACAAAUGAAUGAUCUUGCAUUCUUCAUUCGACGUGAGAGGGAGAGGGUUGGGGACGUUCCCAUUUUCCUAGUGGGCUAUUCAAUGGGAGGUGCAGAAUCUCUUUCGUUCGCCUGCAGGCCUCACCCUCACAAGGAAGCACUCAAGUUAAUCAAGGGAAUCAUCGCCUUUUCGCCACCACUUGGCCCUGCUAUAAAGCAGGGCGAGUUUACGGUCCACGGUCAAGACGACAGAAUGGACAUAAACUGGGGGUUUAAUGCACAGUUCCUGUCAAGGGACAACCGAGUAGUUUUAGCCUUCCGAGCGGAUCCGUUUAUAAGAUCUGUCUGCCACGUAGGGCUUGCGAAGGAUAUCUGGUACAAUGGUGCCCAACUGUUAGAGAAGCAUUACAAGACGUGGCCAGAGGAUCUUCCUGUGCUCGUUAUCCACGGAAGCGGCGAUCUCGUGAUCACCUCCUAUGCAGAUUCCAAGGCCUUUGUCGAAAAGCUCAGGGCAACAGAUAAGCGCUAUUCCUUGAUUCCUGGGGCUUUCCACGAGUUACAUCAUGAACCGGAUGGAGUAGGAACGAAUUUUGUCAACGAGUGCAUAACCUGGGUUAUGACCCAUGCUUAA